AUGGCUACGGGCAGUCGGUGUGCAGCAUGCAGGCAAUUGAGAAAGAGAUGCACUUCAGAUUGCAUAUUUUUGCCAUAUUUUCCUCCCAACGAUCCUCAAAGAUUUGCUGUUGUUCACAAAAUCUUUGGUGCCAACAAUGCCAGCAAAAUGCUAAAGCAAGUAGAAGAGUAUAAACGAGGUGAUGUUGCGGAAUCCUUGUACUACGAGGCACAAUGUCGAGUAGAGGAUCCGGUAUACGGCUGUGUUGGAAUCAUCACACUUUUACAACAGGAAAUUUACAAUUUUGAAUCGCAAUUGGCGAAAAUUGAAGCACAGAUUCAACUGCUCAAGGCUCAAGGAGUAGCAACACCAAGCCAUUGA
Messenger RNA from Ipomoea nil (Japanese morning glory), 360 nucleotides. Its product is annotated as LOB domain-containing protein 24-like. The record is from RefSeq and is a predicted model, not a curated record. Lineage: Eukaryota; Viridiplantae; Streptophyta; Magnoliopsida; Solanales; Convolvulaceae. The transcript is spliced from 2 exons. The coding region runs from base 1 to 360 and encodes 119 amino acids.